UACACCUGCAAACAGAAAAUGAGUAGUGCCGAUUCCGAGCGUUUGGACAGUUUGGAAGGCUGGGUCGCAGUCAAAACAAAUAUAUUUGAUGAGAGUGAGACAUACAAAAUAGGAUUUAUCGUAGAAUGGAAUGUUAUUGAAUCCAAAUUUGCUGUCACUUGUCAUAACAGGACACUUCAGCGACAAAGACGCAAACAAGAUCCUGCGACCAGAGAAAGCGAGACAAGCUGGGCUGGAUUAUUCUCCGUUUCUGAUUUACAAAAUGUACACCGCCAGUUUUCGGGGAUUGCGGAUGUCCUUUUGUCGUGUUUCCCUGAUUUGUCCGACUUUGACGAGGGGAAUAUAUGGGACUUGAUAUUUUUUAGCCGUUCAGGCAGUCAGAGCCAAGAGGAGGAGAAGGAUCUAGAGUCACCUUGUCGCCAGCUUGAAAAGUAUUUCAGUGCAGCUAUUGACGUCUGUGGCCGUAAGAUUGUACUGGAUACUUUAUUCAGUCAGGACGAACAGGACGUGGAGGAGUACUUCGAGAAUCUUCAGGAGUUUAAGAGGAAAUCAAUGGAAGACGAAGUUAUCCGAGCCAAGGAGAGAGUUCGCUCGAUUUUACGUAGUCAUCGCACUGCUGGCGGACUUAUGCAACUGUUAAAGAUCUAUGAAGAAGAGGAUGAGGUUUACAAAGAUUUAGUUGCUGUGGCAACGCAGUACUACCAGUACCUGCUUCAGCCCUUUAGGGAUAUGAGAGAACUUGCCAUGCUCUACAAGAUGGAGAUCCAGAAGUCCCUGCAGUUUGAGGAGCUUGGUCCUAAGCGUGUGGCUGCUCUGGAGAGGGAAGUGGAGGAGUGGUGUAGGCGAGGCCAGGAAGCUGUGUGUUCCAUUCAGGACAUCACUGUCUGCUAUUUUACUGACACAGCUACAUCCCUUGCAGUUAUGCUGAAACAGAUGGAGGAGGAUCGGAAGAGGUUUGGUGCAGCAUCCUGGGCAGUAGCCAUGCCCAGGCUUGAGAAACUGAAAUUUAUGCUGGCUAAAGAGACACUUCAGCACAUGAGAGCCAAGGAGAUGUGCCUGAACCGCAAGAAGGAAGGAAUUAGAGAAAAGAUGUGUGAUGAGAGUCGGGGUGUGUUUGAGGUGGAUUCAUUAGAGCUACAGUUUUACGAGGCUCAGCUGGAGUUGUACGACUGUAAGUUGGAGAUCCUGAAAAAUGAGGAGCUACUUCUGAUGGCACAAAUCCACACAGUCCAGAGGCAGAUUAAAGAGCUGAAGGAGGAGGUAGUGUAUUAUGACACCUGUGAGGAUCCUGCAGAGCUUCAGGGUGUCCAGGCUGACAGUAGCCCCGCCCAUUCUCGCCUGAGGCACCGCCUACUGCUACUGGAGAGCAAGAGAGCAGCAUCUUCUUCCAACAGAGCUACACUCCGGAACAAGAGGGAGAAAUGUGUGGAGGCAUGGGAGCUCCAGCAGAGGGUAUCACAGGAGAGAGCCGCCCAGCACGUACAACAUCACGCUGUACACCUGAAACGGGAAAAAAGGAAAGAGGAGGAGGAGAAGAGGAAGGAGUGGGUGGAGUUAGAGAGGCAGAAGACUCUGAGUAGACUGCGCUCCUUUAGAGAGAAAAAGAGUGGUCAGUAUUUGUUGAAGAGGCCUUGCUCCAAGCCAACAGCUUAUGGUUCUUGUCAAAAUGACUCCUCUCAGCCAAUGUCAAUCAUCAUGCUGGCGCCUCCCAUGGAUGGAGUCUCUCAGAGUUCUGCCCUUAAUACCAAAGAAAGAGGGAAGGUCCUGAUGCCAAGAGAUGUCCCUGUAAUGUUACCCCUAGGGGCAGGAGCAAUGUCAGAUCACACAUUUACCCCAGUGCCUUCAGCCCCUCCUCCUCCUCCUCCUCUUCCCCCUCCCCCUUGUGAAGCACCACCUUUGCCCCUCAGUGAAAGUGAACCUGCUACAUUUCCUGCCAAAAAUACCCUGAAGCAGUGUGCAGGCUCCAUGGAUGAGGUCCUAGCCUCACUGCAAAGAGGGCAAGUUCGCCUGCGCAAGGUUACCCCUAAUGCCCCAGGCAUUUCCACCCAGACGUCCAGCAUCAGAGACAACCUGCUGUCAGCCAUCCGUCAAGGCGUGACCUUAAAGAAAGUCCCACCCCCACCAGGCCCCUCCCCCUGCUGUGAAACUGAUCUGCAGCAGAGUAUCAAAGCUGCCAUGCUGAGGAUGAAGAGGGUUUCCAACGAGUCUGAUGAUGAAGAACAUUCAGACAUUCAAUCAGGAGACUGGGACAGCUAAAACUGUGUACUCUCACUCUCUCUCGCGCGCGCUCUCUCUCACAAACACACACACACACACACACACAUACACAU
This is a messenger RNA of Electrophorus electricus (electric eel), 2330 nucleotides long. It is a transcript of the gene whamm, whose product is annotated as WASP homolog associated with actin, golgi membranes and microtubules. Gene Ontology annotation, biological process: endoplasmic reticulum to Golgi vesicle-mediated transport; Arp2/3 complex-mediated actin nucleation. Gene Ontology annotation, cellular component: endoplasmic reticulum-Golgi intermediate compartment membrane; cytoplasm. The record is from RefSeq and is a predicted model, not a curated record. NCBI's taxonomy places the organism in Eukaryota, Metazoa, Chordata, Actinopteri, Gymnotiformes, Gymnotidae. Gene Ontology annotation, molecular function: Arp2/3 complex binding; actin binding.